UGUUAAACAUGAACACUUCCUCUUAAGUUUGGGCAUCCGGUGGAGAAACAUCUGACACCGAGCCUGUAAAACAAGUAUUAAAAUAAACUCUUCCAACUCGUCUUUUUAACAUCAAAAGACUUACAUCUUUCGUUGGAAUACGUGAACAUCAAGAUUAAACAUGCCUCAGAACGAGCACAUUGAGUUGCACCGUAAGCGACACGGCUACCGCCUGGACCACCAUGAGAAAAAGAGGAAGAAGGAGAGCCGUGAGGCGCACGAGCGCUCACACAAGGCACGCAAGCUGAUCGGCCUCAAGGCCAAACUCUACCACAAACAACGACAUGCCGAGAAGAUCCAGAUGAAGAAGACCCUGAAGAUGCAUGAACAGAGAAAGAGCAAACAGAAAGAUGAUGAGAAGACACCAGAGGGAGCCGUGCCAGCGUACCUGCUGGACAGAGAGGGUCAGUCACGGGCCAAGGUCCUCUCAAACAUGAUCAAACAGAAGAGGAAGGAGAAAGCCGGUAAAUGGGAGGUGCCGCUGCCAAAGGUGCGGGCCCAAGGGGAGACGGAGGUGCUGAAGGUGGUGCGUACGGGCAAGAGGCAGAAGAAGGCCUGGAAGCGCAUGGUCACCAAAGUCUGCUUCGUAGGAGACGGCUUCACACGUAAACCCCCCAAAUACGAGCGCUUCAUUCGCCCUAUGGGUCUCCGAUUUAAAAAGGCUCAUGUGACGCACCCAGAGCUAAAGGCCACAUUCUGCCUGCCCAUCCUGGGCGUGAAGAAGAACCCCUCCUCGCCCCUGUACACAACACUAGGUGUCAUCACCAAGGGAACAGUCGUCGAAGUCAACGUCAGCGAACUGGGUCUCGUCACACAAGGCGGAAAGGUCAUCUGGGGUAAAUAUGCCCAGGUAACAAACAAUCCUGAGAACGAUGGCUGUAUCAACGCUGUGCUGUUGGUCUAAUAAAACCUGGACGAUUUCAUGAACUGUA
Molecule: messenger RNA, 971 nt
Organism: Engraulis encrasicolus (European anchovy)
Lineage: Eukaryota; Metazoa; Chordata; Actinopteri; Clupeiformes; Engraulidae
Gene: nsa2
Product: NSA2 ribosome biogenesis homolog (S. cerevisiae)
Exons: 6
Coding region: 161-943 (260 amino acids)
Biological process (GO): maturation of 5.8S rRNA; maturation of LSU-rRNA
Cellular component (GO): nucleolus; preribosome, large subunit precursor
Source: RefSeq, a predicted model, not a curated record